GCUCCAAAGAGGACACGUGGUGUAUCCAUGUUGGAUAGAUUACAGGCUUAUUCAUCAUCUCAGUCCAAUCAUGAUGAGUCACAGCAACAAUCACUUUCAGCAUAUAAUACUCAGGCACAUAGACAGCAAUCAGAGGCCGCAUUAUCUCAGCCACAAUCAUCAGAUGUUGCAGGAGAAGAUGAAACGACGACUUGAGGAGGUUCCUGAGGAUGAGCGCACACUAGAACUAAAAGAUCGUAUCUUUGUGAAGGUGAUGGGAGAAGAUGGACAUGGACGGAUGCAUACUUGGAGUUCAAGCAUGACAAAGCGACGUUUGCAUCAGCAAUCUUAUCAGGCACUAUCAGAGGAGACCAUUAGGAGGAUUCGGGAUGAGCUUCAGACUGAGUUUGAUGACAAAAUUUUCUACUUGGAGGCACAGCUCCAUCAGAUGUGUGCUGAUCAGAUGGUGAGUAGAUGUUUUGCGCAUAGCUCAGUAGGUACUCCUCAUUCGGUGUCAUCGAGUAGUGGGCAGGUAUAA
Elaeis guineensis (African oil palm) is the source of this 517-nucleotide messenger RNA. NCBI's taxonomy places the organism in Eukaryota, Viridiplantae, Streptophyta, Magnoliopsida, Arecales, Arecaceae. The record is from RefSeq and is a predicted model, not a curated record.